Messenger RNA from Zootermopsis nevadensis, 483 nucleotides. Lineage: Eukaryota; Metazoa; Arthropoda; Insecta; Blattodea; Termopsidae. The record is from RefSeq and is a predicted model, not a curated record.
AAAAAUUAUAUAGAUGCCAUUAAAUAUUGUACAUUAAGGUUACGAUAUUAGAGCACCUGGCUGUAGUGUAUAUAAAGCUGUUCAUUAAUUAUUGUUCCAGCAUUUCUUGAAUCAUCUUCUGUUUGUGACCACCCAUUGGCCUCAUCUAUGACGAUUACAGAGCUGGGAUUUGGUAAUGGAACCAUGUCGGCAGUAGGCUUGUUAUGCCACUUGGAAGAGAUGUCUGAAGGUUCAUUCAGUAGAGCUGGAGUGUUACCUUUCAAUGCAAAGCCAGAGAGGAAAUUGUUCAAGUGCCCAAACUGUGGAAGAGAUUACAUACAUCAGAAGAGUUUGCGACAGCACAUGAAACAUGAGUGUGGAAAGGAACCUCAGUUCCAGUGCCCAUAUUGCCCAAAGAAAACUAAAUUGAAGGGAAAUAUGAAGCAACACAUAAUAUUAGUACAUAAAGGCUCUUUAGAAAGAAAUCAGCAAAGCAAAAAUUAG